CUUUAUUGGAACAGAAGCAGAAAAAGAAACGUCAAGAGCCCCUGAUGGUGCAGUCUAAUCUGGACGGGCGCUCUCGAGUGCGCAGGACCCGGCAGUCGGAAGAACAGGCUCCCCUUGUGGAGAGCUACCUCAGCGGCAACAGCAGCACCAUCUAUCAUGUACAAGAAGCGGAACAGGAAGAAGUUAAAGCCGUAGCAGAGGUUCAGGCUCCUCGCUCGGUUAAAAAAACCAAACCGCCUACCUCCACUCCUCAGACUGCCAGUGCCAAGAAGGAGAAAAAGGGCAAGCACAAAGGAAUUGAUGGGCCCGCUGCCUUCCAGGAUGAGGGUCAGGAGCUGGGCAACCAGAUUCAGAUCCUGACAGUGGGCCACUCACCUGCCCUGGAGAGUGAGGCAGAGGGCCAGGGUGAGGCAGUGGGCAACACACAGUCACAGGGCAAACAGGACCUACGGGUCACCAUGCUGAAGAAAGGAAUCUCCAGUAGCAUGAACUUUGAUGAAGAAGAGGAUGAAGAUGAUUUGGUCAGCUCAAGUUCAUCUCAGCUCAACAGCAACACAAGACCUGGAUCUGCCACCAGCAAAAAGUCCAGCAAGGAGGCGACCUCAGCUUCCAGCCCAUUGGCCAAUGAACCAUCCAUCGACGUAGAUGACCUGGAGGAGUUCACUCUCAGACCCGCACCUCAAGGAGUGGCUGUGAAAUGCAGGAUCACACGGGAUAAAAAGGGCAUGGACAGGGGGAUGUACCCCACCUACUACCUCCAUCUGGAGAGAGAGGAUGGCAAGAAGGUUUUCCUUUUAGCCGGGAGGAAGAGAAAGAAGAGCAAAACAUCCAAUUACCUCAUCUCCAUCGACCCUACUGACCUAUCACGGGGCGGCGAGAGCUUUAUUGGCAAACUGAGAUCAAACCUUAUGGGUACCAAGUUUACGGUAUAUGACAGCGGUGUGAACCCAGUCAAGACCACCUCCAGCCUAGAAGCAGGGAAUCUACGACAGGAGCUUGCCGCAAUCUGCUACGAAACAAAUGUUUUAGGGUUCAAGGGGCCUCGGAAGAUGAGCGUCAUUGUUCCCGGAAUGAACAUGGACCAUGAAAGAGUCUCCAUCAGGCCUCGAAAUGACCACGAGUCUCUACUGGCUCGAUGGCAGAACAAAAGCACUGAGAGUGUGAUAGAGCUUCACAACAAGACGCCGGUCUGGAACGAUGAUACACAAUCAUAUGUGCUUAACUUCCAUGGCAGGGUCACCCAAGCAUCUGUCAAAAAUUUUCAGAUCAUUCAUGACAAUGACCCGGAUUACAUUGUGAUGCAGUUUGGUCGUGUAGCAGAGGACGUCUUUACAAUGGACUACAACUACCCCAUGUGUGCCCUGCAGGCAUUUGCUAUUGCUCUGUCCAGUUUUGACAGCAAGCUAGCCUGUGAGUAGCCAUCUCUCACUGCCAGCCACAAGAACGAAAGGACCUAGCCAGACUGCUUUACAGUCCCAAUCACUGAGUAAAGGGCUGUGGUGAACUCCAAAGCAGCUGGGUCCCACUCUCAAGAUCCUCCAUUGGAGGCAUGACUGCGUAUCGAGUUUGUUUCUUUGUGCGAAUAUGACUGAGCAAGGUGGCAUUUCUACUUUUUAAAAAAGGGCAUCACAGUUGGGGGAAAGCACAAAGACUUCAAAGCUCAACUGUGGGAGUUUAUCAGAAGAGGAUGCAUUCGUUUAAUUGACAGUCAAAAAUCUCUUACUCACUUUCUUUACUUAACCGUCAAGCUAAAACUAACCUUUUGCUAAUGUUCAAAUAAGGAUCUUUUACAGUAGUACUUCUGUCCCUAAGGUUAAAAACUAAAAUCAUUUUGCCAUGGUCAUAAUUCUAAAAUAAUUAAUGUUUACUAACCUAUCAGUUAUGAUUUUUCACAAGAAAAAUAACAUGUAGCUGUGAUGUAACAAUUUGGAUAUUUGAUUUAAUGAACUUUUUGCAAUAUGACUUCCAUAUGUGACAUUUCUUCAGCUACAAGUCACUUGUCUCAUACAACGUCUUUUACAUAUUUAAUGUAUCAGUUCAUUCUUCACAAGGACUCCGAAGCCAGUAUGAAGUAUGACAGUCUAACAUAUUUAUCCACUAUUUAUGUAUUUAUAGAUUUCCAUACCAUCUGCUGCUUGUGUCUUACCCCAUGCCAAUAAUUCCCCGUGCUUCAAGCACAAAGCCUGACCAAGGUGCCUCCACAUUCGAGCUUUUGGUUUGGAUUUCUUAAAAAUCAUCUGAUGAAUGUAUGACAAUUCCACAAAAUAGAUGUCAUCAUUAUCACUUUGUGUCCAUCUGCACAGUUCUGCAAACGGUUUAUCUACAGUUUUCAAGGGAACAUGAGACCCACAAAUGACAUUUAUAUAAUUUAAACAAACCAAAAUGAAUGGUUCACCAUAUCCAGAUCCACACCAGAAGCUCUGGUGUGAAAGCCCCUGAAGUCCUACAUGGUGGAAGAAGUGUGUUUAUGUGAGGGUCAAUACCAGGGUAAGUACAUACUGUAAUCACCUCAUACUGACCCACUACAUUUGUAGGGGAAUGUACUGAGCACUUUAUUCAGAGAUGAAUGGUGGAAAGCUGUAAAUAUUGUGCCUUUGGAUGAAACACUUGUGAUGCUUGAAGUUGGUGAGAUGCUACAUUGUUUUCUUAAGCCAGUGUUGUUUACAUGCACUUUUAAAAGUUGGAUUUCUGUCUGCCUACAUUAGUAAUUUGCCAUAGAAACAUUUUAGUCCAACUGAAAUUUAACUGGUCUGAUUUUUUGGGGUCGGACUAUCAGAUCUUGAUAAAGUGAUUGUAGUUUGAUUAUAACUGUGCAUGCAAACAAAGUCAUCUAUUUAAUUUCCUGCUGCAUGAGGAUAAUUGUGAAUCUGUGGAUCGAACAAAGCAUCAGCGUGGAAUUUAGACAAAACUCACAUCAUCAUUUAUAAUUGUAUUGAACACUUCUGUGUCUUUGCUGAACAAUGCUGAUGAAUGAAGAAAUGAAAUAAGUGAAGCGGAGUUAUCAGUGUGGCAACUGAACUACAAACAUAACAAAACAUAAAACCUGCUGCACACACUGCCCUUAAAGCCAAACUAUUCUUGAAUAGUCUUCAUAUGGCCACACUGAUUUACUAGAUCUGCUCUAUUAUGCAUUAGCACGACUCAAGGUUUCUUUUUAUCAUACUGUUUUUCAUUUCAGUCAAACGUCACAAAAACGUUUUGGAAACCGGAAAAAAAAAAAAAUCUUUUCAUUGUCUGAAAUCAUAUAACGUUAGUGUUAAAUGAAUGUGUUUUAGAGAAAUCAAUCCAUCAUCAUUUUGUUCCCUGCCGAAAGCCCCUUGGUUUAAUUUUGAAAAAUUUCAAGUUUGUUGUCCAUCACGCAAAACAUUCUUAAUUGCACAAACUGUGCAUUUUUAAGUUAAAACAACAACAACUAAUAUUUAGAUUGUUAAUCCAGUAUAAAGAGAUGAAAUUUGCUGUAAAUGGCAUACCUUUUUUGUUACUAUUCUUUUUGUCAUAGAAAUGUUGUGGCUUCAGACAUCCUGUCUUUCCCCUGGAAAAGUAUUUUUAAUAUUACUUUUUUAAAGGAAAAAUUAUAAAGUAUAUGUAAAGUUCUUUGGCCAAUUUGCAAAGAAAUCUGUGUAAGUUAUUAAAGUUUGUUUUUUAACUGCCUCGUGAAACCAUUCCAGCACUCUCUAUACUUCAUGUAAUGCUAUAACAGUUUUUGGGUUCUCUCUAAAUGGUUAAAAACUGAAAAUUAGUGCUAAUUUUCAUUGUUUGGGAAAAAAAAUCUCACCACUCUUGUGUUAAAUUGAUAAUGUAUAACUAUUAUGUCACUCUGUUUUGUAAAAUGUGUACAGUGGUCAGU
Molecule: messenger RNA, 3847 nt
Organism: Carassius auratus (goldfish)
Lineage: Eukaryota; Metazoa; Chordata; Actinopteri; Cypriniformes; Cyprinidae
Product: tubby protein homolog
Exons: 10
Coding region: 45-1418 (457 amino acids)
Biological process (GO): protein localization to cilium
Cellular component (GO): cilium
Source: RefSeq, a predicted model, not a curated record